Messenger RNA from Nicotiana tabacum (common tobacco), 1975 nucleotides. RefSeq names its product zinc finger CCCH domain-containing protein 32-like. The record is from RefSeq and is a predicted model, not a curated record. Gene Ontology annotation, molecular function: metal ion binding; mRNA binding. NCBI's taxonomy places the organism in Eukaryota, Viridiplantae, Streptophyta, Magnoliopsida, Solanales, Solanaceae.
GUUAGCUUCUAUAAAACUCCAAAGCUCCAUAUAUACCAUCCCCUCUUCUCUACCCCCUCCCCCGCACCUCGACCCUACCCCUUACACCACUCCGUAUGCAAUUGUAUGUAUAUGUGUAUAUAUAGAACACUGUUAAGGGUUUCUUGUUUUUAAUCAUUGUUGAGAAAGUCACAUUUCGUCGAGUUAUAUUGUACGUAAUGCUUUGAAAUUUGAACAUUUUGUAUAAUCAAUCAAAUGGAGGAAGAAUUGUUAAAGCGCAACACUGAUUGUGUCUAUUUCUUAGCCUCUCCCCUCACUUGCAAGAAGGGAAUAGAAUGUGAAUAUAGACAUAGUGAGAUAGCUAGGCUCAACCCCAGGGACUGUUGGUACUGGCUGGCAGGAAGCUGUCUUAAUCCAACAUGUGCUUUUCGGCAUCCGCCAUUAGAGAGCCGUGCUGAGACAUCAUCGGAAUCUGCUCUUCCACACAAUAAAACUGCAGUGCCUGUUAACAAGACAAAUGUUCCCUGUUACUUCUAUUUCAAUAGCUAUUGUAAUAAAGGUGAAAGAUGUUCAUUUCUGCAUGGACCUGGUGAUGGUACAACUGCAUGGAAAUCCUCGAGUAUAGCGUCUGGAGUCCCUGAAGGACCAACAGCUGAGAAAAAGACGUCCGCAGGAAGUGAAACUGGUCCUGCAUCAGUGGAGAAGCACUAUAAUUCUUCUGAAACUGGGUCCAAGGCAGCAGCACAUGAAUAUAUCAAGUCAAAAGUGCAUCUCCCUUCAGUGAGUAAUGAUGUUGGUGAGCAGAGCGCUUCUCAUGAUAGUUCAGGAUCUCCUUCUGAAGAAGCUACAGCUGUAAGGUUAGAUUCCUUAGUCCCUGAUGAAGCCUUUGCCCAAGGAGGAUCCGAUUUGUCCCCCAACCGGAGCUCAGACGAAGAAGUGGAGGAAAUUGAGGAGAGAGAGGAGUGGUUGGAAUCAUCUCCCGGUUUUGAUGUUCUUGUUGAUGAUAGAGUAGAAGGUUUGAGUCACGAAGAUGAUCACAGUUACCUACUGCAUCAUGAUAUGGAAGACAGGGAGCUUGAUGAACGGUUUACUGGAUAUGAUUUUGAGAACAACCUUGAGUAUGAUCCUGCAUAUCCAGACUUGAGAAUUGUGUCUGAAGAAGAACUAGACGAUUCUUAUUGUAAUAAUGUUGAGAAUCAUGAGAUAAAUGAAUAUGUCAAAGAAAUCGUUAUCCCUGCUCGUGGAAGACAGAGUGUACCACUAAAAAGAAAGUUGCCCAGAGAACCGGAUUGUCGUGGCAGAGGCAAUGUGGACCUUCUGAAGAAGCGGCGAGUCAUUGAAAGUGAUCCUCCAAAUUACUUGUCUAGAAGGUUAGACCUGUCUAGGUUUAAUGCUCGUGAGCAUCGCAGGGAUAGGCAUCAGCCACAGGGUUCUCAGUGGAUGCCUCAGAGACUGGCUUCAAAAGUGGAAAGCAACGCUUCUUUCUCCUCCGGCUUUGUAGAUGCCACUCUUCUGGACGGUGCCAAUCAACUGAAGAAGUUGAGACAAUCCCACAGAAGCAGUUGCAGGCAGCAGCAUUUCAACGACAGGAGACGGGGCAGGUUGCGGCCUUUUGCAAAUGAAACCCCUAGGAGGAUGGCUUCUAGGCAGAGAUUGACUGAAGUUCCUAAGAUCUUUGGUGGACCAAAGACACUAGCUCAAAUUAGAGAAGAAAAGGUAAGAGGAAGAGAAGAUGGAUAUUCUUCUGAGAGAAUUGUGCCAUCUGGAGGAAAUGAAAGAGAAGAUUUUUCAGGUCCAAAACCUCUGAGUGAAAUUCUCAAAGACAAAAAGAGGCUGAGUUCAGUAGUGAACUUAGGUAAUUAGUAGAAUCAUAAAGCAAUUAGUGAACUUAAUGAUGAAAACUUAGUUCUGAAAAAGCUUUACUUUAGCUUGGUGCAAAGUUUUGUUUUGACAGUGUUAAAUGAUGGAAGUGAAAAUGGUAAGAUUUUUUUGUAGA